This is a messenger RNA of Fonsecaea nubica, 1863 nucleotides long. RefSeq lists its product as hypothetical. Lineage: Eukaryota; Fungi; Ascomycota; Eurotiomycetes; Chaetothyriales; Herpotrichiellaceae. The record is from RefSeq and is a predicted model, not a curated record. The transcript is spliced from 5 exons. Bases 1 to 1863 code for a protein of 620 amino acids.
AUGUCUGUCGAAGCUCCCAAACCCGUCGAGGAGACACCAGUUGUCGAGCCGUCCAAGGUUGUACCCGAACAACCAGAGACCACUGCCGAACCUACAGAGGCGGCUGCUACCCCGGCCGACACCACCGAGGCUACACCUGCAGUCGCUGAAGAGCCCGCUGCUGUUGCAACGGAGGAGGUCAAAAAGGAUGAACCCGCUGCUGAGAUUGUCCCUGCCUCGGAGGGUGUGCUAGGAUACAAGGAGCCUACCUUCUUCAAAAAAUUCAUCUUCAGCAAGCACUACUUCUGGUUCCAAGAAGAACCAUCCACCGCUGAGUCCUUGACCAACUUCCUGCGAUCCGAGAAGGUGGACACAAAGCACUCUGAUGCAGCAUGGGCACGUGAGACAGGAAAGGGAUUGCUCUUCUACUCCAAGCGGGUCGAGGAUAAGGCAACCCCUGCUGGCAUCAUCAACCUGUUUGAUGCUUCGAAUGUCACGAAGGAAGGGCUUCAAUUCUCUUUCAAGGCGGGGGCUCAUGUUCAUCGCUUUGAAGCGUCCUCAGCAAAGGAACGGGAUAGCUGGAUCGCUGCCCUGGAAAAGGCAACAGCAGAGGCCAAGAGCCUGAAAGAAGAACUCACUGCAAGUGAGAGCUACAAGAAGAACGUCGAAGAAUAUUCCAAACCCGCAGUUGCUCCCAUUCCGGCUGCCGUCAAGGCUUCCCGCUCCAAGUCGAAAGAACCCAAGAAGUCGGUUGAUGCUUCGACCGCUGCGGCCGCGGCCGCGGCUGAUGCAACCACUGGUGACGCAGAGGAGACUACAAAACCUGCCGCUGAACGUUCUCAGUCGCGGAAGCGUGGUAGCAUCUUCGGCGGUCUUCUCAACAAGAAAGAAGAACAUGUUGAAAAGAAAGAGGAAAAACCAGAAGUUCCCGCAAAGGACGACGCCAAAGAAACUCCCGAGGUGCCGGUUGAGGCCUCGACGGCAAGUGCCGUGCCAGCCCCAAUCGUCGCUUCUGACAAGAAAGAGGAGAAGGAAGAUGCCAGCCCAACAGAGAAGAACCGCAAGCGUGGAUCUGUCUUUGGCAACCUCUUCAGAAACCGCGUAGGCAGCCCUACCACCGAGAAAUCGGAAAAGGAUGCUUUGACAACCAGUGAUGUCCCACCAGUCUCCGAGACUGCUCCCAAGAUUGAAGAGCCGAUUGAGAACAAGCCCAUCGACGCUGCAGCUGUCACUGCUCCAGUCGACACUGUAACCACUCCUCCAGUUGAAGAACCCGCAGCUGCCAGCGAGGCCUCUGCUGCCCCCAAGACGGAGAAGAAGGGCGGCUUGAUCAGUUUCAUCAAGAAGACUGAAGCUAAGCUCGAAGGCAAGAAGGAGACCAAGGAGGAAACCAAAGAAGAAAAGGCCGCCGAAGCCAUUGCGAAGGACCCCGUUGCUGCUGCCAGCACCGAGCCAACGGAACCAGCCGCCUCCACCGAGGCUGCAGCUGAGACUGCUACUCCUGCUACAGAGGAGCGUCCGGCUCGCGACAACAAACGUCGCACCUCCCUUUUCUUCAACAAGAAGCAGCAUGAGGCCACUGAAGGCGAAGACACCGUCGCUGAGCCAAAGCGGGAGAAGUCUCCUCUUCCUGGUGGUAAAUUCAUUGGCCAGCUCGUCCGUCGCGCUAGUAAAGCGAUCAAGUCUGAGGGCCCCAAGGAAAAGACUCCCGCUGAACCUGCCGCACCCGCGGCCGCGAGCACCACUGAAGCACCCGCCUCUGAGACCCCCGCCAUUGCCCCUGAAGCUGCCGAAGCGAAGCCCGUCGAACCUGUCCCAGAACCCAUCCAGUCGACGCCAGAAGCGGUGGUCACGACGGCCCCUGAGGUCAAGGCAACGGCUUGA